AUGAAAAUUAGAAGAAACCUUAUAGCCGGGCUAUUGCUAAAAGCCAUCGAGUGCACAUUCAACUGGCAGUACUGCAAUCUAAUGGGAGAGCUAAACGCCCUGCAGAACAGCAUAUGCAGACUGUACAGGAGCAAGCUAGCAGCAAGGCAGCCUUGGAUGAUGGGGCAAAACACACCCAAGCCGCCUCUGCUUUCUGCCACAGUUCUAAGGCCGGCAUACACCUACUCAAUGGACUCCAGCGCGGCGACCCAGCACGAAAGAAACAUCAUGAUGGAGAGAGCCCAGCAGGAAGUCAGUGCGAAGACCCUUCAGGGGAGCCUGUGCGGAAAUAGGUCGUUGCUUCUGUGCCUCCCCUCCGCAGCCAGCCCUGUUGAGUCGAGCCCCUUAGAGCCAUUGCCGCUUGGAGGGUUAUCUCCUGAAAUGCAUCCGCAUGGGAUACCGCUGCACGACGCACCGCGCGACGUGGCCAUGCACGAUGUAAUGCUGGCGCACGACAUGCACGCGGCCGAAGCGUUUUCGCAUGGAGCUAUCCUGCCGCAUGAGCCUAUGCCGAGCCCUAAAGUAAUGCCGCCGCACGACAUUUCCACAGACACGCCGGCGCCCUCCGGUCUUCCAAAUUUAGUCAUCACAAUAGGGAGCACAGACAAGCAUGGAAACACGGUUAACGACAUGAUAUCCAGAAUUGUCAUCAGAAAGGACGGAACCUCCCCGGAAGUGCACACAAGCAUAGGCCCGAACGUGAGCAUAAACGAUAUGUGCUUGAAGCAGCCUAUGCUUUGCCGCAACGAGGCGUCUCCCUCUUCCGCCGGAUUUAUAGGCACACGGGCAAGCAGCCUUGCCCCAACUAAUGUAGGCGUCAUCACCGGGUCCUUUAAUGCCAGUUCAGGCUUUGAGAAUAGGAGCAUUGUGGCAUCUGUUCCGCCGAGUGUCCCAAGCCACACAGCUAUGGAAAAAAACCCUGCGCCCACAAAAACUGUGCCUAUAAAGCCCAUAAAGCCUUCUGGCAUUAGCACGGCGAAAAAAACAAAGAAGCCUUAUAAAGAAUACGACGAAGACUCUAGCUCGUCCAGCGAUAGCCGCCAUUCGAAAAAGAAAAGCGACUUGUACAAGCUGAAGGAAGAGCUGAAGAGGCAGAAAGCCAUGCUCAAGCGUGAGCUCAAAACGCAGUUUAUGGAGAGCGAGAAAAAGCUCCAGAAAGAGAUAAAAGAUCUGAAGAGGAAAAAAAUCGAGGAGGAGGGCUUUUUAGAAAGGCUUAGAAACUUUAGGUGGGAAAAGUCCAAGAAGAGGCCUGAAAUCAAAUACACGGACCCCAGCGAGUACUCUUCUCCAGCCUUGUCCACCAAAAGCCCUGGCGCAAGCGCCUCUGAUACGAUCCAAGUUCCAUGGAGUCAGCCAAACAACGAGCCUACGUAUAUUUCGCACUCAAACACCGGGAACAAAGAGGCGCUGAUGCGAAUAGAAAGAGCAUUGCGCGACCUGGAAAGAAGAACUGAUCCAGAAAUUUUGCAGGUUGAGCCGCCCAGAACACGACACACGCACACACAUCAUCACUAUGUCGAAGCCGAACCAGCCCCCCGGCCCACUGUUGUCUAUAAGCACUCAAUUUCCCCGAUUGAAUAUACCACGACCUCAGACAGCCCGGAAUAUGUAAUCAACCGGCCUUCCCUGUCCAAGAGAAAAAACAACCAGGUAGUUUAUAUAAGAGCUAGCAGUAUAUUAUAA
Molecule: messenger RNA, 1722 nt
Organism: Nematocida major
Lineage: Eukaryota; Fungi; Microsporidia
Exons: 1
Coding region: 1-1722 (573 amino acids)
Source: RefSeq, a predicted model, not a curated record